This is a messenger RNA of Euleptes europaea (tarantolino), 830 nucleotides long. It is a transcript of the gene PLEKHB2, whose product is annotated as pleckstrin homology domain containing B2. Gene Ontology annotation, cellular component: membrane. Gene Ontology annotation, biological process: regulation of cell differentiation. Lineage: Eukaryota; Metazoa; Chordata; Lepidosauria; Squamata; Sphaerodactylidae. The record is from RefSeq and is a predicted model, not a curated record. The transcript is spliced from 8 exons.
UGUUUUACAAAGUGCAACAGAGUUGCGUUAUGGCAUUGGUGAAAAGCGGCUGGCUGCAUCGGCAAAGUACUAUAUUACGGCGCUGGAAGAAGAACUGGUUUGAUCUGUGGUCUCAUGGUUACUUACUGUUUUAUGAUGACCAUCAUCGGCGGGAUCUUGAAGACAGAAUCCACAUGAAAAUUGACUGCAUCAAUGUCAGAGUGGGAAAUGAAUGCAGAGGGUUGCAGCCUCCUGAGGGGAAGCCUAGAGAUUGUUUGCUGCAGAUUGUUUGCCGUGAUGGGAAGGUGCUCAACCUUUGUGCGGAAAGUGCUGAUGACUGCUUGGCUUGGGAAAUUGCUCUCCAAGAUUCCAGAACAAGUGGGGCCUAUAUUGGUUCUGAAGUGACGUACGAUGACUCGUCAAUCUCUUCAGCUCCCCCUCCAUACACAGCUUAUGCCACACCAUCAUCUGAGGCAAGUAAAUGUUUGUAAUUUCCUCAGGUUUAUGGCUACCCACAAUACAAUGGUACUUAUCCACCUCCGGGGGCUCAGGUCAUCUUUACUUCCAAUGGACAGACAUAUGCCAUCCCUUACCAAUAUCCAAACCAAGGUCCUUACAGGCAGCCUCCUACAAACCAUUUCAUCAUUCGAGAACGGUACCGGGAUAGUGAUGGAGACCUUGCCCUGGGCAUGCUUGCCGGAGCAGCGACAGGAAUGGCCCUGGGCUCAUUGUUCUGGGUAUUCUAGGUUUCUGCUAGAGCCAUAAAGUGAGGAAGAUCCAAAACCUUUUAUUUAUUCUGUGUAUAAUAAUUAUAUAUAUUUUCAAAGUACUCCUGUUGAAUCUACAGAUUU